Messenger RNA from Penicillium alfredii, 3186 nucleotides. RefSeq names its product glycine decarboxylase subunit P. Gene Ontology annotation, molecular function: pyridoxal phosphate binding; glycine dehydrogenase (decarboxylating) activity; glycine binding. Gene Ontology annotation, biological process: glycine decarboxylation via glycine cleavage system. Gene Ontology annotation, cellular component: mitochondrion; glycine cleavage complex. The coding region runs from base 1 to 3186 and encodes 1061 amino acids. NCBI's taxonomy places the organism in Eukaryota, Fungi, Ascomycota, Eurotiomycetes, Eurotiales, Aspergillaceae. The record is from RefSeq and is a predicted model, not a curated record. The transcript has 2 exons.
AUGGCGGCAUCCUUGUUCGCCCUGCGCGGCGGUCGCCAGCUUGCUCUGCGGUCGCGCGUGCGUGCUCCGACCUCAGUGCGACCGGCGUCGCUGUCGCCAUUUAACAGUACUCGCCGAUGUCUCCAUAGCUCGCAGCAACCGCCUGCAACGCGCCGUGGAGUCUACACUAGCUCUAUCAGCGACCAUGGCGAUCCCCAUCCCCCGGACCUUUAUCAGCCCCUCGAUACCUUCCCACGCCGGCAUAUCGGCCCCUCGCCCGAUGCCGCGGGUGAGAUGCUUGCGGUCCUGGAUCCUCCGGCAGCCUCGCUCGAUGACUUUGUGAAGCAGGUGUUGCCCGAGGACGUCCUUUCCAAGAAGGACCUGAAGGUCACCGAGCCCCAUGCCGACAUCAGCUUGUAUCGCUCCAGUGUGCAGGGUGGUCUGGGCGAGACCGACAUGCUCAAGCUGCUGGAUACUUACCGGAAGCAAAUUGACGUGUCGGGCAAGACCUACAUUGGAACCGGCUACUAUCCAACAAUCGUGCCCCCGGUCAUCCUGCGCAAUGUCCUGGAAAACCCGGCGUGGUACACAAGCUACACCCCCUACCAGCCCGAGAUCAGUCAGGGCCGCCUGGAGUCCCUCCUCAACUUCCAGACCCUUACUGCCGAUCUGACCAACCUGCCCUUCGCCAAUGCCUCUGUGCUGGAUGAGGCGACGGCCGCCGCUGAAGCCAUGACCAUGUCAUUUGCCACCAUGCCCGUGUCGAAGCAGAAAAAGGCCGACAAAUCGUAUGUCGUGUCACACCUGUGCCACCCGCAGACCAUUGCAGUGAUGCGCUCCCGUGCCGAGGGUUUCGGAAUUAACCUGGUGGUUGGGGACGUUCUGGCUGAUGACUUCAAGCUGGUUAAGGACCAGGGCGACCACCUCAUCGGUGUCCUGGCUCAGUACCCUGACACGGAGGGUGGUGUCUAUGACUUUCAGACGCUGAGUGACUCCAUCCACGGCCAGGGCGGUACCUUCAGCGUCGCCACCGAUCUGCUUGCCUUGACCGUUCUGAAGGCGCCUGGCGAGUUCGGUGCCGACAUUGCCUUUGGUAGUGCGCAGCGACUGGGUGUUCCAAUGGGCUUUGGCGGGCCUCAUGCCGCUUUUUUUGCCUGUGUGGACAAAUACAAGCGCAAGGUGCCUGGUCGUGUAGUGGGUGUGUCCAAGGACCGCCUCGGUAACCGGGCUCUGCGCCUGGCCCUCCAGACCCGUGAGCAGCACAUCCGUCGUGAAAAGGCUACCAGCAACAUUUGCACUGCACAGGCUUUGCUCGCCAAUAUGACCUCAAUGUAUGCAGUGUACCACGGUCCUGUUGGCCUCAAGUCGAUUGCCCAACGCAUCAUGUCCAUGACCGCUGCGCUGCGUGAGAAGCUUGUUGCCCUGGGCUACGAUGCUCCUAUUCGGACCAACACGACAGACGGCGGUGCUGUUUUCGACACUUUGGCCAUCGAACUUCCCAGCUCCGCCGAGGCUGAUGCCAUUGUGGCUGAAGCCCGCGCCCGGUCCGUUUUCUUGCGCCGACUUGGUGGGAACAAGGUCGGUCUCUCUCUUGAUGAGACUGUGGGUCGGGAAGAGAUCAAGGGGAUUUUGGAUGUCUUCGCAGCUCACAAGUCGGUGGAUGCUGUUGAGGUCGACGGCCUGCUUGGCCUUGCUCCUGUUCCCGCCAGCCUGGAACGCACAUCGUCCUACCUCACUCACCCCGUUUUCAACACCUACCACUCCGAGACCGAGAUGCUCCGGUACAUCCGUCACCUUGAGUCGAAGGAUCUCUCUCUUGCUCACUCGAUGAUCCCUCUGGGAUCUUGCACCAUGAAGCUCAACGCUACUACGGAAAUGAUCCCUGUAUCUUGGCCUGAGUUCUCGCAGAUGCACCCAUUCAUGCCCGCCGAUGUGGCCAAGGGCUACACACAGAUGAUUGACGACUUGGAGCAGCAAUUGGCCGACAUCACCGGUAUGGCCGAGGUCACCGUGCAGCCUAACUCGGGUGCCCAGGGCGAGUUUGCUGGUCUGCGUGUGAUCAAGAAAUACCAGGAAUCCCACGGUGGUUCCAAGCGCAAUGUCUGCUUGAUCCCUGUGUCGGCUCACGGUACCAACCCGGCUAGUGCGGCCAUGGCCGGUAUGCGGGUUGUGACGAUCAAAUGCGACACCAAGACCGGCAAUCUGGAUUUGGCUGACCUGAAGGCCAAAUGUGAGAAGCACCAGGACGAGCUGGCUGCCAUCAUGAUCACCUACCCCAGCACCUUUGGUGUGUACGAGCCGGGCGUCAAGGAAGCCUGCCGACUGGUGCAUGAGCACGGCGGUCAGGUGUACAUGGACGGUGCCAACAUGAACGCCCAGAUUGGACUGUGCUCCCCUGGUGAGAUCGGUGCCGAUGUCUGCCACUUGAAUCUGCACAAGACCUUCUGUAUUCCGCACGGCGGUGGCGGUCCCGGGGUCGGGCCCAUUGGUGUGGCGGAGCACCUGCGCGCGUUCCUGCCCUCGCACCCGACCAGCGAGUACCUCCAGUCCAAGCGUGAUGAGACGUCUUCGCCGCCUAUCAGUGCCGCCCCAUGGGGCAGCGCCAGCAUUCUUCCGAUCACCUUCAACUAUAUCAACAUGAUGGGCGACCGCGGUCUCACACACGCCACCAAGAUCACUCUCCUCAACGCCAACUACCUUCUCUCGCGCCUCAAGGCCCACUACCCAAUCCUGUACACCAACGACCACGGCCGCUGCGCGCACGAGUUCAUCCUCGAUGUCCGUGCUUUCAAGGACAGCUGCGGUGUCGAGGCCAUCGACAUUGCCAAACGUCUGCAAGACUAUGGCUUCCACGCCCCUACCAUGUCCUGGCCCGUCGCCAACACGCUGAUGAUCGAACCCACCGAGUCGGAGAACAAGGCCGAGCUCGACCGCUUCUGUGACGCCUUGAUCUCGAUCCGUCGCGAAAUCGCUCAAGUCGAGCGCGGUGAGCAGCCUCGCGAGGGCAACGUGCUGAAGAUGUCGCCGCACACGCAACGCGAUCUGCUGUCCACCGAGUGGAACCGUCCGUACACCCGUGAGGCGGCCGCCUACCCCGUGUCAUGGCUGUUGGAGAAGAAGUUCUGGCCGACGGUGACUCGUGUUGACGAUGCCUUUGGUGACCAGAACCUGUUCUGCACGUGUGGCCCUGUUGAAGACACCGAAUAG